AUGGUCACAGAAAACGCAAACUCUCGAUAUCCGCCUCCGGCUGAAUUUGAUCUGCCCGGCCGGCGCAGAGUACCCCUUCCACCGCGGUUGGAUUCUUUAACGAUUGAUCCGCGCGCGCGACCUUCAAAAUCAACCCCAAGAGGGUCGACUCGCUCUCCCCACUCUCCACAUCGUCCUCCGUAUCAUACACCGGACCCACGUUCGCGUUCUCCUCUCCCACGGUUACGCCUUCCGAAUCAUGAGAACCAAUGGCCGCCGACUUCACCAAGUUUAGGCGCCCCGCCGGGUAGAGACGAAUGGAAAACUCCCCGAUCUACAGCUCGCCCUGCUGUCCAUGCUACACCCGAGACCCAUCCUCCGAACUGGACCUCUCGAGACGGCGAAUUUGACCGACCUAAUUACCGUAAUGCUCCGCCGAGUCGAGGUGGACUCCGCAUAUCUAUGUCAACGUCCCGAGCGAACACGCGUAGACCGCGGACGCAGGAAUCUAUGGAGCGUCGCCCACAGGAACUUGGGCCUCAAGACUUGCCUCGUCCACGAUUCCCGAUUAAUGGGCCUGCUGAUGAAAACGCAGCCCGUUCAAGCAUUACAUCAGGCGAAACAUCGCGCUCCAGUACUGAGCAGGCUAGCGGAACAGAACGCAGCAGUGUCUUGACCAAGAGCAGCUCUUUUACAGAUCUGUCGCCGGACACCCCGGACGCGCCUUAUGGGAUCGAUAGUGGAAUGAGUGUUGAAGACGCGAUCUCUAUGUAUCUCGAUGGCUUCAGCGAUGUGACCGAAGAGCCCCCCUCACCAAAAUCUCAUACGGAAAGUAAAGCGCCAUCAAUAACGCCCCCUCCGUCACGCGAUGCACCACUGGAUGAUGUGUCACCAAGCUUUACACAGUUGGACGAAAUCCCAAUGGUGUCCCCAUUGCCCGAAUCAACACCCAGAGCCACAGACCUCGAGCCCGUGUUGCAAGAUUUGACUUUCUUGCCCAACUUGACAUACUCGGAACCGACACCCUUACAACCUGUUCUUCCAGAAUCCCCACCUGACUUCACGCCUCUUGAACCUGCGCUACUGGAAUUCCCGGAACCCACGUCAUUGGGCCCCAUCACACCAGAGUCUCCGACAUCAGAUCUAACUCAGCCUGAAUCUCCGGUACCUGAAGCUCCGCCUGCACAUCAACGACAGCCCUCGAAGGUGUUUAUCCCAGGAUUAGUACCUCCUCGGUUCUUGCCUGGGAUUGGCCCUCGGGACGAAUAUGGGUUCCGGAAAGCAACCCAAUACGUGACCUUAAAUGAGCAUGAGGCCUGGAAAGGUACUUAUUCAAGCCAUGUGGAACAUCGGAGAUUAAAAUGGAUCGAGAUGCUCAAGGAACACGGGCUGCCAACGGUAGAACCGAUCAAUUUCCCACCGCAGUCGUCCAAGGUGAAGCGAUUUGUGCGCAAAGGCAUUCCUCCAGAAUACCGAGGUGCGGCUUGGUUCUUUUAUGCCGGCGGGUACGAGCAUCUGAACCAAAACAUGGGCCAUUACGAUACACUUGUGGAGCGUGCGAUGAAUUCGCCGAGCAAUGACGACAAGGAGCACAUUGAGCGUGACCUUCAUCGCACAUUUCCCGACAAUCUUCACUUCAAACCGGAGAUGCCCGAACAAACGGAGAACUCUGGGAGCAGUAACCCCAUUUACUCUAAUGUCACCACAGAGACACAAAUGAUCCAGUCCCUGCGCCGAGUGCUGUAUGCCUUCUCGUUGCAUAAUUCCAAAAUCGGAUACACUCAGUCUCUUAAUUUCAUCACCGGUAUGCUCCUUCUGUUCCUGCCCGAAGAAAAAGCAUUCUGGAUGCUACAUAUCAUCGCUUCGGAUUACUUGCCUGGAACCCACGAGAUUAGUCUGGAAGGUGCGAACAUUGACCUCUGGAUUCUCAUGGUACUGCUUCGGGAUACAAUGCCGGGAAUAUACUCGAAGAUCGCUGCAAUGGGAGGUACCCCGUCAGGACGGGGCAAGAUGCCUCCUUUGACAGUCAACUCUCGGCUGCCAGAUAUCACCCUUGGACUGACCAACUGGCUUAUGUCAGUCUUCAUCGGGACAUUGCCCCUGGAAACUACACUCCGGGUCUGGGACGUGUUCUUCUACGAGGGGUCGAAGACCUUUUUCCGUGUCUCGUUGGCCAUCUUUAAAGCCUGUGAACGUGACAUUUUGAGCGUGACAGACCCCAUGGAGGCAUUCCAGGUCGUUCAGACCGUCCCCAAGAAACUGCUGGAUGCCAACGCGCUCAUGGAUGAAUGCUUUAUUCGUCGACACCGAGUUGGCCAAGGUCGCAUUGAAGAGCUCCGCGCUCAACGCCGGGUUGCUGUCCGCGAAGAGAAGCUGCGACGGUCGGUCGCCUUCGCCAAAGGCCAUCUGCAUCCCGCGACAGACGACUUCGCAGGGCGAGCACGUACUCCAACCCCAGGCAUUGAACACCGAGUCGUAGGUUCCUGGCGGCACUUGAAACAACACACAUUCCGUUGA
Messenger RNA from Penicillium nucicola, 2496 nucleotides. Its product is annotated as putative GTPase activating protein (Gyp3). NCBI's taxonomy places the organism in Eukaryota, Fungi, Ascomycota, Eurotiomycetes, Eurotiales, Aspergillaceae. The record is from RefSeq and is a predicted model, not a curated record. The coding region runs from base 1 to 2496 and encodes 831 amino acids. The transcript has a single exon.